Messenger RNA from Sphenostylis stenocarpa, 187 nucleotides. NCBI's taxonomy places the organism in Eukaryota, Viridiplantae, Streptophyta, Magnoliopsida, Fabales, Fabaceae. The record is from the annotation of a GenBank genome assembly.
AUGGAGAGUUCUAAUUCUUGGCCGGCGUGGAAGGCAACGUGGAUAUGUGCUGAAUUUGGUGUUUCCGAACUCGUGUCUUCAAUACUGAAACAAGUUAUUUUUGGGUACAGAAAAUUGUUGCCGGCCACUCUCAUUGUGUUCGGAUUUCGCCUGAAAAUAGGACAUUCAAUCAUUCCUGCCGGCUUAA